Molecule: messenger RNA, 1313 nt
Organism: Labrus bergylta (ballan wrasse)
Lineage: Eukaryota; Metazoa; Chordata; Actinopteri; Labriformes; Labridae
Source: RefSeq, a predicted model, not a curated record
AUUUCUGUCCAACACAUCAUUCGAGGGCCAGAGUGGGUUUAUAUCCAAAAACACUAACAGCCAGAAAGUUAUGUCAGAGUCGCAUCACUACAUCUGGUCCCUUCAGCUGGACCCCCUGGGCCAGCCAACCUGGACUCGCCUGGGACGGUGGAGACGGGGGAAUGUUCUAAUGGACCAGGGAGCCUGGCCAAUCCAUCAUGGUUCUGGGGGCGGCGGUGACUGGCGUCGAUCCACGCGGCUUCACAUGCGGGUGGUAACUCUGGUGGAGCACCCGUUUGUAUUUACUCGUGAGGUGGAUGGGGAUGGGUUGUGUCCUGCAGGCCAGUUGUGCCUCGACCCUCUGACCAAUGACUCUUCAGUUUUGGCCAGACUUUUCAAGAACCUUUCAGGGCGCAAUGUAUCUGUUCCAACAGAGCAUAAGAAGUGCUGUUAUGGAUACUGCGUUGACCUGCUGGAGAAGCUGGCAGAGGACAUGGGAUUCACUUUUGACCUUUACAUUGUUGGUGAUGGGAAGUACGGGGGGUUCAAGAAUGGUCGCUGGACAGGAUUGGUGGGUGAUCUGCUCAGUGGCGCUGCCCACCUGGCAGUGACUUCUUUUAGCAUUAAUUCAGCCAGAAGCCAAGUUAUUGACUUCACCUCACUUUUCUCCACCAGCCUUGGAAUUCUGGUUCGGACUCGUGAUACAGCAGCCCCCAUUGGUGCCUUCAUGUGGCCUCUCCACUGGUCCAUGUGGCUCGGCAUCUUUGUCUCCCUCCACGUCACAGCUGUUUUCCUCACCCUGUAUGAGUGGCACAGCCCAUUUGGUAUGACACCACGAGGACGCAACCGCGACCGGGUGUUCUCCUUCUCAUCAGCGCUCAAUGUGUGCUACGCUAUUCUUUUUGGGAGAACAGUGGCUAUCAAGCCACCUAAGUGCUGGACAGGCCGUUUGCUGAUGAAUCUCUGGGCCAUCUUUUGUCUGUUCUGUCUGUCCACCUAUACUGCAAAUCUAGCUGCUGUCAUGGUCGGGGAGAAAACCUAUGAGCAACUGUCGGGGAUACAUGACCCAAAGUUGCACCAUCCCUCUCAGGGAUUUCGAUUUGCCACAGUGAGAGAAAGCAGUGCAGAGGACUAUCUCAAAAAGAGUUUCCCUGAGAUGCAUGAGUACAUGAGAAGAUACAAUGUCCCAGCAACACCAGAUGGCAUACAUAAUCUCAAGGCUGACCCUCAGAAACUGGAUGCAUUCAUUAUGGACAAAGCUCUACUGGAUUAUGAAGUCUCCAUCGAUGCAGACUGCAAGACACUAACAGUUGGAAAACCCUUUGCAAUUGAAG